AAUGUAAGUAUACAAGUUAUAUACAGACAAUUUUUUGUAUUAUUAUUAUUAGGUUAUUAGAAUAAAAUAACAAUUGUGAAACAAGUCAAUAUUUAAAGACGUUUUAACGUUAAUUUAAUAUUUAUUUAUUACAUAUUUAAUAAUGGUUGAAAACGUACUUUGGCGAAACUCACAUAAUAUUAAUAUAGAUAAUAUCAUUUGUUAAAAAAUACUGAGCUGAUAGUCUUUCCUCGGUAGGCCUGAGCUUUUUAUUUUCCAUGGCCUCUCAUAAUUUGUUAAUUAAUAACUCAUAUUUUAUGCAAAAUUUCUCCAAAACCUUUCUGAAAUGUAGCAGAAAAAGAAAAUUAAUGUAUAGAUGGAGGCAUAAACCCAAGAUAUGCCAUGCAGUUUUAUCAAUCAAUCAAAAAAUAUUUAAAACUUCUACCGUCAAAUUACAAAUUUGGCGCAAAAUUCUAAAAUUGUCAGUAAAAAAACAUUUGAAAAUAAAUAUUUAAAAAUAUAAUAUACAGCUCAUAUUUACUUAAUGGCCAAACCUACCACCAUCAAGGAUGCACUACGCAUUUGGGAAGAAAAAAAUGGCAAAGAUCCCAUUACAGUGACAGACAUUGGUUUACAAUUUCAAUAUCCACCAAUUGAAAAAAUGGAUAGCACACUUAAUACGCUCGUUAACUGUAGGAAACUUAGUCUGUCUUCCAAUAUGAUUGAAAAAAUAACGGGUAUCAAUCAACUUAAAAAUCUCCGUAUUCUUUCAUUGGCAAGAAACAAUUUGAAAAGUAUCAAUGGCAUUGAGGCACUUGGAGAAACAUUGGAAGAGUUAUGGGUCAGUUACAAUAUUAUUGAGAAAAUUAAACCAAUUGAAUCCAUGAAAGUAUUGCGCGUAUUUUAUGUAUCGCAUAAUCUUAUUAAGGAUUGGGUAGAGUUCAAUCGUAUGGCAUUGGCGCCAAAACUGGAGGAAAUUUCAUUUCUUGGCAAUAUACUCAACGAGAAUAUGGAUGAAUUGGUUUUUAAAAAUGAAGCCAUACGUCGUUUGCCGCUAUUAAAAAAACUUGAUGGUGAACCGGUUAUAAGAGGCGAUUAAUUAACCCAAUAUAAAUAUAUAUAUUAAUACAAACCUGUAAAUGGCAACAUUUGGUGUAAAAAAAA
Molecule: messenger RNA, 1143 nt
Organism: Bactrocera oleae (olive fruit fly)
Lineage: Eukaryota; Metazoa; Arthropoda; Insecta; Diptera; Tephritidae
Product: dynein axonemal light chain 1
Biological process (GO): outer dynein arm assembly
Cellular component (GO): cytoplasm
Molecular function (GO): alpha-tubulin binding; dynein heavy chain binding
Source: RefSeq, a predicted model, not a curated record